Messenger RNA from Protopolystoma xenopodis, 264 nucleotides. NCBI's taxonomy places the organism in Eukaryota, Metazoa, Platyhelminthes, Monogenea, Polystomatidea, Polystomatidae. The record is from the annotation of a GenBank genome assembly.
AUGAUUCCCAGCAUCAGACAGUCGACUGAGUACAUUCUCAAACGUUUGGCCGGCAUAAUCAGUGAGCUUUGCCAUUCUCCGCAUCCAGCUACGAACUCGUCCCUCGAUAAACGUUCUGUGGAAAACGGUAACAUUAUCCCUCCUCCUUCUGUCCUGGCCUAUCCAUCUACUCUUUAUCCUCUUAUUCCACUGCCGCCCUAUCACAAAUUCUCACUUGUUUACAUUCCACUCAUCAAAAUGUCUGCCCUUUUGUGGCAAAUCUAG